Molecule: messenger RNA, 493 nt
Organism: Cylas formicarius (sweet potato weevil)
Lineage: Eukaryota; Metazoa; Arthropoda; Insecta; Coleoptera; Brentidae
Exons: 2
Coding region: 95-493 (132 amino acids)
Source: RefSeq, a predicted model, not a curated record
UGGGUAGAAGACCUUUCGACUUUUAAUUCAACCAUGGAAGGGAGUGCAUGUGUAUAAAUACGUUGCAUGUGUAUUAUAGACUAUAUUCAGUGCAAUGAAUACAGAAGUGCGAUGUCCAUUUCCCUACGACCCUACAACUGAAAAAAUCGCGGUUUGUCCGUAUAACAAGUCGCAUAUUAUGUUGGCGCAUCGCUUAGGGCGUCACAUAUUCAAAUCACACAAAGAGUACCGGGGGUUAGAAUUCCCGGUACGACAUGAAACGACAAGGGAACAUCACCAGCAGCAGGAGCAACCCGGUGGAUCAAAAGAAACAAAGGAGCAGCAGGAGUACCCGGGUGGGUGGUCGACGGAGUGGGACGGCGAGGAGUGCACUUCGUAUUUAGAUUUCCUCCGGGAACGGGAAGAAGAACAACGCAAGGAACAGGAACAAUGGGAUGGUCGACUGAAUCGACAUAAAAAGAAGAAGAAACUCCUCGCCAGACCAAUUUUAUAA